Messenger RNA from Oryzias melastigma (Indian medaka), 1563 nucleotides. RefSeq lists its product as uncharacterized. Gene Ontology annotation, molecular function: voltage-gated monoatomic anion channel activity. Bases 162 to 1010 code for a protein of 282 amino acids. Lineage: Eukaryota; Metazoa; Chordata; Actinopteri; Beloniformes; Adrianichthyidae. Gene Ontology annotation, cellular component: mitochondrial outer membrane. The transcript has 10 exons. The record is from RefSeq and is a predicted model, not a curated record. Gene Ontology annotation, biological process: monoatomic anion transmembrane transport.
UCCUGACGGCCGCGCAUGCGCAGUGCCGGGUCUCCUUCAUCGUGCCCUGUCUCGUCAGAGCUCCUGCUAAGCUAGCCCGCUGUCAGUCUCAGCAGCAUCACGCCCGGGACGCUCGCGGCUCCGCAGACUCCGCCUUGAACUGCCCUCCGCUGCACAGCAUCAUGGCCGUCCCUCCUUCAUACUCAGACCUGGGCAAAGCCGCCAAGGACAUCUUCAGCAAAGGCUACGGGUUCGGUCUGGUGAAGUUGGACCUGAAGACCAAGUCUCAGAGUGGAGUGAUGGAGUUCAACACGUCCGGCUCCAGCAACACGGACACCGGGAAGGCGUCCGGCAGCCUGGAGACCAAGUACAAGAUGAAGGAGGUGGGGCUUAGCGUCACGCAGAAGUGGAACACGGACAACACGCUGGCGACCGAGGUCUCCGUGGAGGACCAGCUAGCUCAAGGACUGAAGGUCGGCCUGGACACGUCGUUCGUGCCGAACACGGGGAAGAAGAGCGGGAAACUGAAGACCGGCUACAAGCGCGACUACGUCAACCUGGGCUGCGACGUGGACUUUGAGGGUCCCAUCAUCCACGCCGCCGCCGUUCUGGGCUACGAAGGCUGGCUGCUCGGCUACCAGAUGGCGUUCGACACGGCCAAAUCCAAACUGUCCCAGAGCAACUUCGCUCUGGGUUACCGCGCCGGCGACUUCCAGCUGCACACCAACGUGAACGACGGCACCGAGUUCGGCGGCUCCAUCUACCAGAAGGUGAACGACGAGCUGGAGACGGCGGUCACUUUGGCGUGGACCGCCGGCAGCAACAACACUCGCUUCGGCGUCGCCGGCAAAUACAAGCUGGACAAAGACGCGUCUCUGUCUGUGAAAGUGAACAAUGCCAGUCUGGUUGGAAUCGGCUACACCCAGAGCCUUCGGUCAGGCGUUAAGGUCACCCUCUCCGCCCUCAUCGACGGGAAGAACUUCAACGCCGGCGGACACAAAGUCGGCAUGGGCUUCGAGCUGGAAGCAUAAGCCCCGCCCCUCCCCUCCACCACCUCCUUCAGCCCCUCCCCCUCUGGUUUCUUCUCACCCCUGGGAUGGGAGGAGCUGAGGCUCGGGCAGCCGGGCCGCGGCGGCGCCCCGACGAGAAAAGCGACACUCUUUAUGUCCCUGUAGGUUCUGGAUGUCGUAGAUGUUUGUCUCAACUUGUAGCUCGUUGCAGAUGUUGAUCCUUAAAGCAUGUCAGAGGAGACCAGCCCGGCCGCCCGCUCAGCGCCGCGCCAUCGUUUUCAUUCCUUCAGUUUUUGGCGGCAGACAGAGUCCUCCACCGCCGGCGGCGGCUCAGGGCGUUCCCACCCCCAGAGUUUUCUGCAGAAACUGGAGGAGGAGCAUUUUUGAAACCACACUCCUGAUAUCAGUGAGAUCAGCGGGGCUCCGCCCCCUCGCCAUCAUGAAUCCUUCCAUCACAGGAAUGUUUUUGUUUGAGCUCAUCGUCAGGAUGGAGGUUCACGUUCUUCUCGUCUAGACACAGUACCUCGUUUUUCCAGCGUAAACUAAGGAAUUCUAAUAAAACGAUGGAAAAACA